AGUGUUUUUGAUUUUGAGUAGUUGAUUUGGUUUAGUAUUAACUGUGUAAUAAGUGAGAUUACAGUGUGUGUCACUUUAAGAGUCAGUCUUCGGGUGGCUUCUUGAUAUUAAUAGAGCUGCUGCUGUGUCUUCCUCCUCUGACGUAAUGCCCACAGCCUACAGAGAGACAGGCAGAGAGGUCCUGUCACAGCAAAGCGAUAACACUAGUCUGAACAAAAAAAAUAACAGAUAACGAGUUGUUGUGCUUUGGUUUGCUGUGGCCAGCAAAUCCGGGCUCUGGGCGGCUGAAUAACAUACUUAUAACAUCGGAAUAUUACAAUACCAGAGCCAACCUAACUCACUAAUCAGUCGCUAUCAGGGUUGCCGUGAAGCCUUAACUAUCUCUCUUUCCCUCUCAGACCAAAGAAAAAAAGAGACAGCCAAGACACAGUCACCCCGUCCGACAUCAUCAACAAACAAAAACCCCACAAAGAGACGAACCAGCCAACCAGCCAGCCAGCCACCAUCUUAACAGGCUGCUGAAAGAGACACACACUGAGAGAAAAGAGGCUAAUGCUUAUUUUGAUCAACAGGUUGUUAAGGUGAUGCUGGAUUCUGACAACCGUGACUGAGGACCUAAAGCGAAGACCAGACAGCAAGAAGGGCAGCCAUCAUAAUACUUCUUCCAUGGAACUACAUCACACCUGAUCUAACUCAAAGCUGCUUUUGCUCAGCUGUUAAGAAUAAGAGGAGCAACAUCCCUGGACCAAAGCUGGCUGAUUCUACACGGAGUUAAAAACCUUCUUAAACAAAUGUUUUUGCUCUGAUGUUCACGGACGUGUGUGGAGUUACGUGGACCUGAUAAAAAAAUGGAGGGAUAUUAGUUAGGGCCCGACACCUGGUUUUCUGCUUCCCAUUAUCGUGUGGAGUACGGAGGGCCAGUAGCCGAACUGUUGGCUGCUGCUGGACGGAGCUUCGCGGCGCUGGGUCGAAUCGAGCCGCUUCAACAGAACUGAUGCCAAGAGUCAGCCAUGAUGUUUUUGUAACCUGAUGAACAGCAGAGAGAUGGUGAGGAAGAAGAAUCCCCCUAUCCGGAGUGUGGGAGGUGAGGAGGAGGAAGAAGAAGAGGGGAGGAGGCCCGCAGGAGAAGAGGAGGAGGAGGGAGAGGAGGAGGGAAGAGUAGGAGCAGAGGCCGAACGCAUAAACCGACCCUCUGAGCCAGAAUCCUCCGACCGGAUCAGAGGAGAUGAGGAGCAGGAAGAGGAGGAGGGGGAGAGCGAGUGCGUAUCCUCGUCUGUCUCUCCCUCAUCCGUUGGCGACCGCUACAGCAAUGAGGAGAGGGGGGGGAGGAGAGGAGGCGGCAGGAGGGCCACACAAGGAGGAGCGGUGUUGAAUGACAGGCCCGAGAGCCAGUCGGAGCCUGAGGACGGGGAGAAGGGGGUAGAGGAAGGAGAGAAGAGUGAAAGAGACAGAGGGGAGUCAGAUCAUCUCACGACUCCUCUCCACUCUGCUCCCCACCUCCUCCCAAGACAGGAAGGAGGGGAGGAGUCAACAACUGACACCCCUCCGCUUUCCUCCAGCCCCUCUCCCAAACUCCAGGACUUCAAGUGCAACGUGUGCGGUUACGGUUACUAUGGCAACGACCCCGCCGACCUGGUGAAGCACUUUAGGAAGUAUCACCUGGGCCUGCACAACCGCACACGGCAGGAUGCUGCCCUCGACACGCACAUCCUGGCCCUCCAUAACAUGGCUCCCCAACACACACCUCUAGAUAUACAAGCAGGACAGGGGCAGAGGAACCAAGCCAAAGAGUUGGGGAAGACAAGACCAGAUAUGCACAAUCAGCAGCACAGGACAGUUAUGAUGAAUGGCACAUAUGACGUACAGGUGAUGCUGGGUGGCACGCUAAUUGGGAUUGGGCGCAAGACCUCCGAUUGCCAGGGGAAUACUAAGUACUUUCGCUGCAAAUUCUGCAACUUCACAUACAUGGGCAGUAAUUCCUUAGAACUUGAACAACACUUCCUGUCCUCGCAUCCAAAUAAAGUCAAAACUCCGCCAAGCACGCCCCUGCUGGCCACCAAUAACCUUGCAACGCACGACAACCAGGCAAAGGAAAAGGGUCAAAUCUUAGACGGGGCGGAGCGAGUCGCUGUGAGAGCUGAAGAUGACUCCUUGGUUGGGUACUCCAUUCCAGUCAGGGCAUGUUCAGAUUCAUCAAGCUGGACAGGGGAGCCGGGUCGAGGGGCUGUGCAGGCGUAUUAUUGGUGUAAAUUCUGCAGCUGGAGUUGCGAGUGGUCAGGGGGCUCGGCGAAGCUUUUAGAUCACUAUGAACAAAGACACAGAAUGAGCACGGGAGGUACUAUGAGCCCCAACAACUCAAAUGCCGGGGGGAUGGACAUGGAGCGGGAGAGAGGAGGGAGAAGAGAAGGAGGAGAAAGAGACCACACGGCAUCCAAAAGCCGCAAAGAUCUAUCAUCUAACCCAUCCAGCACCAGCCAAGGAGACCCAAACAGCAGCGAUUCGGAAGCAGUCGUGACCAGCUAUAACUGUCAGUUGUGUGAUUUCCGGUACUCAAUGGCCCACAGUGCAGAUGUGAUUGUAGUAGCACCGUUGCUACUGCACUACCAGCACAACCACUCCAUCCACCGAUGCUGCAUUCAGCACUGCAUGUAUUGUCCACAGGGGCUCUGUCAGCCGCAUAAACACCUGGGGGAGGUGUCUCACCCCUUUGCUUGUCGGAAGCCCACCUGCUCUAAAUGCUGUUCCAAGUUUCCUCAGUCCACCAAACAGCAGGACACAGUCGGCUCAAAACCCGCUACCACCACCUCACCCAGCAUGACCCCUUCUAAUCCUAGAGGUGACCCUGGUAUGAUUUCAUUAUCAACGUUUCACCCCUCUAACCCUGCCCAUCCUGUUGUCACACAAGGCGUCACCCACUUGUGUGACCAGUGUGCGUUUGCCACCACCGACAUCGAUGUGUUGCUCCAACACUACGAAAGCUGCCACACCCUGAUUAACCUAAAGGGGGCUCCACCACAUGUCAAGGCCGAGGAAGAGAUUGGGGGAGAGAAGGAAGGGGGGAGAGGAGGAGGAGAGAGAGAGUACUCUUGUACAAAGUGUCACUUCAUCACGGAAGUGGAAGAGGAGAUUUUUAGACACUACAGACGUGUCCACGCGUGUUGCCGUUGUCGCCGCUGUGACUUCACGGCUCCUGAUUCGUCGGCCCUCCUCGACCAUUUCAACUCCGCCCACUGCCAUGAAUCCUCUCCCUCAUUAAGCUCAUUGACAACGACGUCCUUAGCCACCUCACUGACGACCACACUGAUGCCUUCAUUAACACUCUCAGCCAAUGGCUGCUCAGCUCCCUCUACCUUAGCCAUUAAAGAAGAAAGUAAGGGGGAUCUUCGCCUCCUCUACUCCCUUGCGCCACCGGAGGGACGGUUGGCAGAAGGAGGCAGAGAAAUGGUAGGUGGGGUGGUAAAAAGUGAGGGAAGUGAGGAGAAAGAACGAGAGCGGGAGAAAGGCUGGGUUCUUGGGGAGACAAAAGGACUAGGAGAAAGAGGAAGUGAGCAGGCCCACGGUUUACUCUGGGUGCCCAAGGAGCGAAUGGGACCCGAAAGAGGAGUAGAACGAGGAACAGGAGGUGGGAGCCCUUCUCGUUUCUCCUCCCCCCUGUCAUUGUCGUUUGUUUCAGCCAAUCAUGAGGCCUCGCAGCAGAAAAGAGGCGUGGCUUCACCUAGCAUGGUUUACCUGGGAGACACAAAGUCGUUUUUGGGAGAUACCAAGUCGUUUUUGGGAGAUGCCAAGCUGUACGGAGGAGGAAGGCCAGGAGGAGCCACCGCAGGUGGAGGUGGAGGGGAGAAACAGAUCCAGAUGCCCGCUCAGCAGUACACAGGAGGAGGGAGUGGAGGUGGAGGAGGACAGGAGGCGAAAGGAGGAGCCGCUAAAGAGGAGUCCCAAUCACUGCUACGGCGGCGUAGAGGCAGCGGGGUCUUCUGUGCAAACUGUCUGACCACCAAGACAUCAUUGUGGAGGAAGAACGCUAAUGGAGGCUACGUCUGCAACGCGUGUGGUUUAUACCAAAAACUACAUUCGACACCCAGACCUCUAAACAUCAUAAAGCAGAACAACGGUGAACAAAUUAUCCGACGGCGAACCCGCAAACGCCUCAACCCUGACUCGCUGUCAUCUGAACCCCCCGCCCCCAAGCAACAACGCAUCACCAGCGAGGAGCGUAUGAACGGGGAGGAGUCAGACAGAAGCUGCGCAACAAUCAAAAACCAGCAGCCCUCCCCUCGCUCACGCUCACCCCGAUCUACUCAAGCUUUCCUAGCCAAUCAAACAUUGGAGAUCCACCGACGCAUGCCUCCCCUGCUCCUCCCGUCACAUCCCCCCUCCACAUUGGUAGCUGAGGGAAAUGGGGGCAUCACUGAAGGAGGGAUAACAUCAAAACUAGAGGGAGGUAAAGGAGGAGGGGGGUCAGAAAGAGGCAGUCCGAUUGAAAAGUACAUGCGUCCAACCAAACCGUCUAGUUAUUCGCCUCCUGGUUCACCCAUUGAAAAGUAUCAGUAUCCACUUUUCUCCUUACCCCUACCAUUAACGCUCUCCCCUGAUUUGACACCUGAGUCGGAUUGGCUCAGAUUCUGGACCAAGUAUAAGAUGGCAGCUGCCUCUGGGGUUCCUGGUAGCAUCAGUAAUCUAAGCAGCCCUGGUAGCAUUGGAAGUAACGCUCAUUAUCUUGGUGCAAUGGUGACUCCAGUACAUCAUCAUCAGCAAAGCUACACAGUGCCUUACUGCUCCUCUCCCUAUUCUCCUCUCCCCCCUCCUCCUGCUCCUCCUCACUAUCCUCCCCCUCCUCUUCAAUCUCAAAUCUCUUCACCAUCAUUAGAAAAUGAUGGUCCUUUGGAUCUUGCAAUAAGACAAAGAGAUACAAGUGCUGCACAUGCCCACCUGUCAACAAAUGGUGCAGAGAGGAGAAGGCAAGAGUCGCCACUCGCUGAGAGGUCAAGAGAGAACUGGAAAGGAGAGAAAGAGGAGGAGGAGAGGACAGAUGAAGGAGGGACCCAGAGGGAGGAUAUGGGAAAGGAAGAAAAGGAUAAUUUGACAAAAAGUCAGUCAAGUGUCCCAUCAAAUCGCACCAUGGUGGAGGUGGCCACGCAGGAUGACCUGACCAACCGUUGCAUCCACUGUGGGAUCUACUUCCUAGACGAGGUCAUGUAUGCCCUGCACAUGAGUUGCCACGGUGACCAGGGACCAUACCAAUGCAGUUUUUGCCUCCACGUCUGUGCGGAUCGCUAUGAUUUCACCACGCACAUACAGAGGGGCUUACACAGGUACACAGACAAAACGUCGCAAAACAGGGGUCACACGCAGGACAGCAUAAUUCAGAACGUCACUGUGACAACAGAGCGCGAGUGUCAUUAUGCGACGCCAAAGGAAAAAGAUGGAGGGGAUCAUAGUGAGAAUACAGAUGAACGCAAUGAUGUCAUAGGAGUUUGUCCUGACAACCAAGCAAAAGGAAUUACAGGCGAUGAUUCCAGUGACAAUGAAACGGGAGUUGAAGAGGAGGUAGGAGGGGAGGAUCAUGACAUAACAAACCAGGAAUUAGGAGACACGGUGGUGUCAGAUAAUAAUAAUGAUAUCGCAAAACCCACAGAGGUCACGACUGUUGCUGAAUCUAAAAACUUAGAUGAGAACGCAGAGAGCAAUUAAUCUGAUGCCUUUGACUCAUACAAACCUUGAAGAACGCGUUUUAUUGGAUGAAUAAGCUGUAUGCCUCCAUGUUCCUGGAGGCUAGCUCAUGUCAAAAUGGGCCUAUCCUGGGCACUAAAUGGAACACAUCCUUAUGCUGGAAGCACUCGGCUGUCAAAUGGUCAAAAAUCAUUGUAGGAUCCCGAUGAACUGCUGCAGGGACAGUUUGGAGAAAUGGCCUGAAUCCUGUCUUGAGUGACGGUCACUUGACAGCUCUGUGGCAAGUAUUCAACAACAGAGUCCGGGCAUGCAGCUGAAAUCACCUUAAAUAAACAGCCACUUUGUGUGCUUUCCAAAUAAGAGGAUUGAAAGCUCGACUGAAUGUUGGACUAGUCUCAUUUAGGAUGAGUUUGAGGAGCUCAGCACUUGCACAGUCAUCAUACAGCAGAGCAAAAAAAUAACAAAAAAAAUAUGCUAGAAGCAAAACACUUAAACUGAACUGAACUGAGCUGGUCUUUUAUGUACCACGCUAAACUGAACCCUGACCUGGUUCAAACUAGUCUGAUGCAUCAUUCAAACUGUUUUAUCUUGGUACAACCGGAUCUGAUCUGGUUAGAACUACUUUGUUCUGGUCUGGAGCAUGUUUUUGACUGUUUUACCUCUGUGCAAAUGGAUCCAAAACCAAAACUUAUUUUUGACUCUAUAAAACUGGUCCAGAGUUAAACCAGUUUGUGCUGGGCUGCAGUUCAGCUGAGGUUACCUUGGUACAAAAGGAUCAGUUGGUUUCUUUUACUUGUGCCCUGUUGUCCCUGAAACUGUCAUUGCAAAACCACCACCUCUGCAACGUGGCCCACAAUGGGAGACUGUGUUGUGUUUGAUUUGACCGUGACUUUUUUUGAACUGCUUGAAAAACCGGAGUGAUUCCGGACCGAAGUGUUCUCUUCAUCCAUUUGGAUCGAACCAAGUGACAUUCUUUUCUACCUUCCUCCGUGCCAUGAUACUAGCUAUGUGCCUGGCUGCCUGCCUAAUAGAACAACCAUCUAUUAACCUGCUUAACAUUUAUAUUAAUGAUAAUAAUGGUAAUAAUAAUUAUGAUGAUGUUAUAGUGCAAAACAUGCAAUUUGCUACACUUUCCUAUAUAAUAUGUUAUUUUGUAAAGGCAAAUAAUGCUUUUUUUGCGGAAAUGGUACUAUAAAAAUUAGUCUAUUUGAGUUUUUUUAUUUUUGAGCUGUUUGUUGUUAUUGUUAUUAUGGAGACUUGUUACAUUGAUAACAGCCGUCUAACAGAAAUGGUACAGAAAGGGUGGGGGUGGGGGUUGUGUGUAUGUGUGCAUUUGUGUAAUUGCAUUUAUGUGUGUAAGGAUCAAAGGAUGUGUCCGUCCCCAAACAAUGAUGUAAAAUAAUGAAGGCUUGCGCUCGGCAUUUCAGUCCUCAGGGGUCACACUUGUUGCAUACCAACCCACCUGUUUCAUAGCAUGUGACACAUCAUUUUUACAUGAUAGGUCUAAUGGCUUUAGUAUAUUGCAUAAUGCCCUCUUAUAUAUGUUUUUAUCAUGUUCUUUAUGUGUUAAUAGGUCAAAAUGGUCUUGUAGCGUUUCUAUAUGUCUUUCAACAUUGCUAGGUUACAUGGUUUUAUGGAGAGACUUAGGAAGAUAAAUUUUAUCAUAAGGAUCAAUUAUUUGGAUUAACUAUAUAAACUUUGACUCUGUAUUGAGUCUACAGAGCGUCUUGCCUACAGUGUUUUAUUCAGCUACUCUAAGAGUUUGAUAGGUUAGCUCUAUGUAGCAUGUUAGUGUGCAAAAUAAGUUGCCUUUUCUAUGGAUGGGAACUGUUACACGUUAGACCUGAAUAAUACUGAAAAAACAUUGUACAUUUUUAUAAUCCAGUCAAGUGAAAUUAUCACAUUGCUUUUAACUCACACCAUCCCACUUUUAUUCCAUUUCAUUACCCGUGUAUAGGUUCUCAAUCAGUGUACACACCUUAGGAAAAGACCCCUCGAUACCAUAACUGCGUCUCUCUUUAAAUCAAAAUUUUCAUUGUUUAUUUUCAUCAUUGAGAGAGUCGUGACUGUCAGGUCCUUGAGUCCCCCACUAUGCGUCAAAAUGGAGCAACACAGUGGCCAUCUUGUUUAUUUUUAUAAAGGGAGAAUUACUCUCCAGCCUUGCUGCCUUAGUUGCUAGAAAACAAAACAAAAUCACCAAGAAACUCCUUUGAAGGAAAUAAUAAUAGGCCGAAAGAAAAUAAAUGACAGGAAGGAAGAACGAAUGAGAAAACAUAUUUUUCUAUGCUUAUCCAAAAGACAUGAAUGAAAUAUAUUUCGCCUAGUGCCUGGUAACAUGUACAGUUUUUCUAAUAGUAUGUUUGUCUGUGUCAAAUCAUUGUGUAAAUUAUUAGUCAGGCAGAAGUUGGGCAAACAUACUGCUGUGUUGAUUCUCAUGCACCAAGUUAUCAGAGUCAUCCAUUAUGAUGCUUGCUUUCAUCCUGGCUGUCUGACUGGUCAGAUACCUGUUCACACUUGGCAUUCAGCCCACGAGAAAGACCCACAUAUUCUUUUAAAAACUGAAAUUGGUUGCUGUGCUAACUGUCAAUCACUAGUUAACCAUCUUUACAUUUUUGCAUGUAUGUACACAACUUUGUAGAAAUGUUGAGACGUAUGACUCUGUAACUUUUGUAUGAAAGACGUAAUACCAAGAAGAUUAUCUCUACUGUGUAUUUGGUUUUUGGAGAAGAUGAAUUAUCGCAUGCAGUCCUGUUGCCAGAGUGCCCGUAUCAUGGUAAAGGAAAAGGCCAUUCUAAGGUGUUAUUAAUUUAAAGAGGAGUUUAUCAUUAAUAUUUUUAACACGUUUUCAAUAAGUUAAGUCAAGUCAAGUCUUUCUUGCAGAAUAAGGCAGCAAACAGUAAAAUAAAACAAAUAAUCUACUUUACAAAAUGAAAUAGCUGAACUUUUCACCAGAUCAGUGUGUUGUUGUAUGCUGGUUGCAGGUUAAUACCUCUAGUAUUUAUGUUAAACAUUAAAGCAUUUUUGUUUUUUACAUAGGAAGACCUCAUAUACUCUGUAUGUUGAGGCAUCAUAGAUACUCUUAUUAUCUGAAUUUUUUCAUUGAUUAUAAACCUUUUUUUAGUUUCUGUUAAAGUGCUCAAGGUUUAUUACGUUUGCGUCAUGCGUUAACUCAACAGCCAAAAAAAACCCCUGUCAAACCAGCACUGCACACAGUACUGAGUAUGUCACAUUAAAACACUAAGAAACCAACUAUUUGUAUAACUAUCGGUGCAACAUAUUUACAUUGGAGUUGGAAGUUAUUGCUGUUGUAAUUGCAGUAAUUGCUUUGCAAAUGCAAAGAAAUCAGUCUAUUUAGGAUGGCACAAAUUCAUGUGUGGCACCCUUCUGUCUGACACACAUCCCACUCUGGUGUCAAGUGCAAGCAUUAGUGUCCUCUAAAGAGUCUGUGCCAUGUAUGGCUCCACUAUCCAUGUCUGUUGGGGCCUUUUAACUGCAUUAGUUACAUGUUUUAGAAAUGCUUUUAUUCUGAAGUUUGCCCUGUAUUUGCUGAAUAGGUUCGAUCAUUCUGUAUAAGGCCUGAUGAAGUCAUUUAAAAAAAAAAAAUUGGUUGAAUAUAUUCUUGGAAAUCUCUUGCGCUAAUGUGUAAAGUUUUUAGGAUUAACUUUUUCUUCUUUUUUUUCGGUUAUGGGCAUCUCUUAAGGGGCCGUUAGCAUAAUAAAACUGUUUACAUUUGCAAAUGUAGCAACGAAAAAAGGUAAAGGAAUGAAGCAUUGCUUUCUUAAAAGACGCUGAGAUGGAUAGAUGGGUGCCUUUGAAGAAUAUAUGGGUAGAGGGAGAAUGGGAUCAAAUGACGCUUGUAGCAGCUGAUAAAAAGAGGUUUAGUUUAUUCAUCCAUUUAACCCCUGUCUUCUGUUUGUCUCUUUACCUCCCUUUAACAUCACUUGUAUUUUUCUCGUAUGUUGUCUAAUUUGACAUAUACAUCUCUUUUCUUUUUAUCUCUACACCUACUGUUACUGCUCUCUGUCACUUAUCUCUUCUGUGUUCCUCCACUUUCUUUUGAUAAAGCUAUUCUCAGUUGACAGGUUGAGGGGAUUUAAAGAGAGUUAGGUGAUUGUGUCAUACUGUGUUGCUUCCAAAAAGCUGAGGUCGACUCAGUUACUCCACGAACCUAUAUACUUAUGUUGACUUUAGGCUGAAUUUCUCUCCUAGUUGAACGGCCCAUGGGUUUGUUGAGAGGAAUUGUUACCAGCAGUAACAUUUCAAAUACUUGCCAGAAGCAAAGUGUGGAUUUUCUAAGAUUUAAGUUCAUUCAUUUGCCAACGGGACUCACAUUUGAAAAAAAUUCAGUCUAUUAAAGAUGUAAAGUCCUUUCAUUCAGUCAUUUUCAUGGGGUUUCUAGGAAACAGUAGGAGAAAGAUAUGUUUUAAAAAGGAUCAAAUAGAUUUGCCUUUUUUUUAUUUGUAAAAAUCUGGGUGUUCAUCACAUCUUGAUGAACCACAAGGAUUUCUCAGUGGGCUGGAGACAAAUUCUGAUGCCAAAAUGUUUCAAUAGUUUAGCUUUUGAAAGAAAACCCUUUCCCUGUCAGCUACGUACUGAGAAAGAACACAGCCUUGAUAAUAAAAAAAAACUUGUUCAUGCACAUUUUUCAUAUUCAUGUGCUCUGCAGAACCCUUUGCCAUCAAGAAAUAUCUUCUUUUGUGUAGGAAAUUUUGGGAGAACAUUUUAGUUGUCAUUUAUGGUUCAAAAUAGGCAAUUUUAGUAAGAAAUGAGGUUCUGCAGGACACACAUGACAUGACAUGUUUUACUUCAAAUAUGAGUGUAUGUCUUAGGCUUGACGGUAUUUCAUAUCAUCGUUUACAUUGGGUGAGGGAGGGGGGCUUAACAAGUGUUUUCAUUUUUGUCUUUGUCAUAAUGUGUUAUAGAAAAUGAUGCUGUUGCUUGCACUCCAUUUAUUAUGUUCUUAUUGCCAAGGAAGGGAUAACACACACACACACAUGUACACACACAGUGACACACGCCAGUAGUGGUACGGAUUGAGUGUGCAUUUUGAGAUGUACAGUAUUAACCAUGGGAGACAAGGGAGCUAAAGGCCAGUUUAUUAUUGGUCAGACACACACACAAACAAACACACAUGUAUGCACACACACAUCAACUAUGUACAUUUAACCAAUAUAUGUUAGUAGAAUUUUGUCUCUAUUCAGUUGAAUGGCUUUUGUAGAAAACUUGGAAAAUUUUUUUUUGUUAGGUUUUUUUCCUUCUCAUGUAUUUUAUUCUGCUACCUUUCUGUACGUUAUUGUUUUUAGGUUUUAUUUCAGCAACAUAUUUUGACAGCCAAGAAAAAGUUUGUUACACAGCUAAACUUGAAGAAUAAUGUUGAUGAUGAUGACGAUGAUAAUAAUUAAUAAAAGUAAUAACAAACACA
Micropterus salmoides (largemouth bass) is the source of this 11092-nucleotide messenger RNA. It is a transcript of the gene trps1, whose product is annotated as trichorhinophalangeal syndrome I. The transcript is spliced from 11 exons. Gene Ontology annotation, molecular function: RNA polymerase II transcription regulatory region sequence-specific DNA binding; zinc ion binding; DNA-binding transcription factor activity. Gene Ontology annotation, biological process: regulation of transcription by RNA polymerase II. NCBI's taxonomy places the organism in Eukaryota, Metazoa, Chordata, Actinopteri, Centrarchiformes, Centrarchidae. The coding region runs from base 1030 to 5691 and encodes 1553 amino acids. Gene Ontology annotation, cellular component: nucleus. The record is from RefSeq and is a predicted model, not a curated record.